CCCUCCGCGAUUAUUCCGAGGAGCGAUGGGACGUCCUUAUGCCCCCUACAACCUGGCUCAGUGUGCGCGUGCGCACAUGUAUGGGGGGGAGGGGGAGGUAUGGCUGACCCUCCAGGGGGCGCCUUGGCCCACAUGGGCCCGAUGAUCUCAGUGCGCCUGCGCUCCAUUGCUUUUCCAGGGGGUCCACAGGGCCACGUGCGCAGUCUGGUCUCACGUGUUUCCGGACCCGAGGCCUACCGGGACCGGGAGUUCACUGGGGUUCUGGGUAUGCGCAGAAUUUAGCGCGCAAGGUGUGUGAGUGAGGGGAGGAAGGCGACUACUGCCGGUCUCUAAGAGCACUUGUUCGUUCCCGAGGCGUCUCUAAGAAAGGCGCUACCCCGCGAGCCCAUCACACAGGCUUGCAGCGGCCCCGCGAGUUUCGCUCCGAGUCGCUCAGGACUUCUGUCUCAGGAACCGAGCUCCGGCGCCUCCCCCGCUGUUCCGACGACGAUGGUUCAAUCCUGCAUCCCAUUGGGCGACCACGAAUGACGUCACCGCGCCCAGGCGGAAGAGGCGGGAGUGCUGGGCUUCUUCCCGGAGGCUCAUGGGUAAAGGUUUAAUCCCCGCCCCUGCCGCCGCCUCCUCCUUUCUCGGUCCUGCCGCCGCAGAGGUCGCACUUCCCGUGCCCCCGCCGCUCCCGCCGUUCCCGCCUGCGACCCCCUGGACCGCACCCGAGCGGAACCCAGACCAUCAGGAUGCGCUACGUGGCUGCCUACCUUCUGGCCGUUCUUGGCGGUAAUGACUCCCCCAACUCCAAAGACCUCAAGAAGAUCCUAGACAGCGUCGGCAUUGAGGCGGAUGAGGAGCGGCUCAAGAAGGUCAUCGGCGAACUCAGCGGCAAAAACAUCGAAGACGUGAUCGCCCAGGGGAGCAGUAAGCUGGCCUCCAUGCCCGCCGGGGGCACCGUUGCCGUUGCUGCCAGUGCCGGCUCCGCCGCCCCAGCUUCUGGGGGUGCUGCUCCUGCCGCUGCAGAGGAGAAGAAGGAAGAAAAGAAGGAAGAGUCGGAGGAGUCGGACGACGACAUGGGCUUUGGGCUCUUUGACUGAGCGCCCAGCAGAUCCCUGAACGAAUAAAGCUUUUAUUUAAGAA
Monodelphis domestica (gray short-tailed opossum) is the source of this 1128-nucleotide messenger RNA. RefSeq names its product ribosomal protein lateral stalk subunit P2 (gene RPLP2). The record is from RefSeq and is a predicted model, not a curated record. Gene Ontology annotation, biological process: cytoplasmic translational elongation. Gene Ontology annotation, cellular component: ribosome; cytosolic large ribosomal subunit. Lineage: Eukaryota; Metazoa; Chordata; Mammalia; Didelphimorphia; Didelphidae. Gene Ontology annotation, molecular function: structural constituent of ribosome.